Molecule: messenger RNA, 993 nt
Organism: Periconia digitata
Lineage: Eukaryota; Fungi; Ascomycota; Dothideomycetes; Pleosporales; Periconiaceae
Source: the annotation of a GenBank genome assembly
ACAAUGCCGUCGAAACGUUCAAUAGUCAGCGAAGAAGAAGAGGAGGAGGAGGAUGAGGAGGAAGCAUCCACGCAUCCUAUAUCUGAGUCUGCAAUUAGCAAUGGGAAUACCACCUCUUUCAGAGAUCAAUUGUCAAAAUUCCAAUACACCUCAACAUCAUCAUCCCUCCCAACCGACGAUUCAAACCCACGAAGAACCUCAAAACGCAUCCGUAUAACCAAAACCACAGACGCCACCACCACACCUUUAUCAGCAUCAUCAUCACCGACCACAUCACCACGACCCCCCAAAAGAAACCAAAAGUCAAAGCCUAAAGCAACCCGCCAACCAAGCAAAUACGCUCCGCCAACGAAAUACGCCCAUCUCACUCCUCUAACCGACAUCCUCACCCCCAACCUAAUCUGCAUCUUCGUCGGUACAAACCCAGGCAUCCAGACCGCAACAAAAGGCCACGCCUACGCACACCCCUCAAACCAUUUCUGGAAACUGCUCCACGCCUCCGGCCUCACGGAUCGACGUCUCCUCCCCGAAGAAGACAACACCCUGCCAGCAAAAUACUGCAUGGGCAACACCAACAUCGUCGCGCGCCCUUCCAGCAACGCCGCCGAGCUCUCAAAGCACGAAAUGGCUGCUGGCACGCAGGUCCUCGAGGAGAAGUUUCAAAGGUACAGGCCGGAGGCGGUGUGUAUUGUUGGGAAAGGGAUCUGGGAGGCGAUUUGGCGGUGGCGGUUCGGGAAGAAUCCUACUAAAGACGAGUUUCGCUACGGGUGGCAGGAUGCUGAGCAUAAUAUGGGAAAGAGUGUGGAAGGGGAUGAAGAUGGGAAGUGGGAGGGGGCGAGGGUGUUUGUUACGACUAGUACUAGUGGGCUUGCUGCCGGGUUGAGCAUGGCGCAGAAGGAGGAGAUUUGGAGACCGUUUGGGGAGUGGGUUGAGAGGAGGAGGAGAGAGAGAGGGUUUGUUGUUGGUGGGGAUGGAGAUGGUGUGGGGAAUUGA